AUGAAGGCAAUACUGAAUUUCGCUGUUUUUGCUGCUCUGAUAGUAACAACUUACGGACAAACAUGUGAUAUGGAAUUAUUAGGAACAUGCAUUCAAUCUGCUGUUACGGGUUGGCCUAUGUAUGAAAAUGUUAUAAAUCAAUCGACACGAUUUCAAUUACCUAAUGUUACGUCAGAGGAGUUAAGAACACUUUGCAACAUAACUACUGACCUUGGUGAAUGUGUUGGAAAUAGCUUGGCAGGAUGCUCCAGAGAGGAAGCUCUUUCUUUCGAAUUGAUAAUGUCAUCCGUAAAUUUCGUAUGCAACACCGAGGAUGAAUUUUUCGAGAACAAUAUGUGCCUGUCUGAACCAUCCUUAAUCAACGACACUACAUCCUGUCUGAACAUAAACGAAUUCUCGAUUUCUGAAACUAUGCUGGACAGCUCUAAAACUUUAGAAGUAUGCAGCCUUCUGGACACUGCCUUGUCAUGCAUAACUAGUUCCACCGAUGCCUAUUGUGGGUCACGGUCCAGUGAUUAUAUGAUUGCCUACGUGAUGACAUUAACAGGACCAGUACAAGACCUCCUCGGCUGCCACGCUCAACAAACAUUGACAGGUAUAUUUGAUAACACUGAAACAGUGACAGCCACAGCCACAGAAUCAACGGACACUUUACCUACCGAUGUGCCAACAGCGACCAUGAGUCCAUUUAAUGUAUCUGCUGAACCAGAUAUUAUAAAUGCUCAUAAUUCGACGCCAGAGACUACAGACCCUGAACCAGAGUUUGUCCCAACAACGACACCAGUUGUUUCUGGUACUACGUUUGCCGAAACCACUACAACCGCCAUUGAACCUGAUGUGGUACCAACAAUUUCCAUCGCUAUGGAAACAUCUGCUGAGUCAACAACUAGAAGCAAUACUGAGGCAACAACAACCACCUCAACCAUGGAACCAACGACCACCUCAACCAUGAAACAAACGACCUCCUCAACCAUGGAACCAACAACCACCUCAACCAUGGAACCAACGACCACAUCAACCAUGGAACCAACGACCACAUCAACCAUGGAACAAACGACCUCCUCAACCAUGAAACAAACGACCUCCUCAACCAUAGAACCAACAACCACCUCAACCAUGGAACCAACAACCACCUCAACCAUGGAAUCAACAUCCACCUCAACCAUGGAACCAACAACCACCUCAACCAUGGAACCAACAACCACCUCAACCAUGGAACCAACGACCACAUCAACCAUGAAACCAACGACCACCUCAACCAUGGAACCAACGACCACCUCAACCAUGGAACCAACGACCACCUCAACCAUGGAACCAACGACCACCUCAACCAUGGAACCAACGACCACAUCAACCAUGGAACCAACAACCACCUCAACCAUGGAACCAACCACCACCUCAACCAUGGAACCAACCACCACCUCAACCAUGGAACCAACCACCACCUCAACCAUGGAACCAACCACCACCUCAACCAUGGAACCAACGACCACAUCAACCAUGAAACCAACGACCACCUCAACCAUGGAACCAACAACCACCUCAACCAGUGAACCAACAACCACCUCAACCAUGGAACCAACAACCACCUCAACCAUGGAACCAACAACCACCUCAACCAUGGAACCAACGACCACAUCAACCAUGAAACCAACGACCACCUCAACCAUGGAACCAACCACCACCUCAACCAUGGAACCAACGACCACCUCAACCAUGGAACCAACGACCACCUCAACCAUGGAGCCAACAACCACAUCAACCAUGGAACCAAAGACCACCUCAACCAUGGAACCAACAACCACCUCAACCAUGGAACCAACGACCACCUCAACCAUGGAACCAACAACCACCUCAACCAUGAAACCAACAACCACCUCAACCAGUGAACCAACAACCACCUCAACCAUGGAACCAACAUCCACCUCAACCAUGGAACCAACGACCACCUCCACCAUGGAACCAACAACCACCUCCACCAUGGAACCAACGACCACCUCAACCAUGGAACCAACAACCACCUCAACCAUGGAACCAACAACCACCUCAACCAUGGAACCAACGACCAUCUCCACCAUGGAACCAACAACCACCUCCACCAUGGAACCAACAACCACCUCCACCAUGGAACCAACGACCACCUCCACCAUGGAACCAACAACCGCCUCAACCAUGGAUCCAAUAACCUCAGUGACCGAGGGCAUACACAUAGACCCUGAAAUGAACUGUGAUGAAGAAGUUAUUGCUGAGUGCAUUGUCAACUCCAUAGGAUCUUCUCCCUAUUACUCUCAAAUGGUAGAAGCAUCAACUACAGGGGUAUUUCCUCAAUUGUCAGCUACUGACCUGGAGGAAUUAUGCAAGUCGGUAGGCAAACUAGAUUGUCUUGAGGAGGAAACAAGAGGAUGCACUGGAGCCCACUUAUUGCAAUACACCUCUCUUCGACAUACAUUCAACUAUGUUUGUGGCGCCGGGAAGCAAGCUUUCUUGCAAGCAGCCGAGUGUUUUGCCGAACCGAAUGUAGUGCUAAGCACACAAACAUGCCUCACGGAACCUUCUUAUGAAAUCGGUUCACUUGUGUCCGUAAUAGCGUCCAAUCCUGAAUUAUUUAUGGAAUCUGACCGCCUCUGCAGUUUGCUAGAGACUACCUCAUACUGCUUCGUUAAUGCUGCAAGCAACUACUGUUCACGGGAACAAGCUGUAUCAGUCGUAAAUUAUAUCAGCAAUGUGAUGGAACCAACCAGGAAGUUUUUUGUCUGUCUAUUAGACGAAAUCACCCUUCCAUCAGUUAACAACACUGCCGAAUGGACAACCGAAUCUGCUUCCACAACUGAGAAAACGACAUCUGCUGAAGCAACAACCAUUGAUCACAUUAUCAUAACUGCUGAAGAUUCUACGGUUGGCCAGUCUACAACUGAGACAGCACCAACUACAACAGAACAGCAAGUGACAACUGAAAGCGCUACUGCAACCGAUCAUAGUACAACUGAAGGACAAAUAACGACCGACCAGACAUUUGAACAAACGACUACGCCUGAACAGUUAACUACCACUGAAGACAUUACCACAACUGAACAAGCUUCAACAACUACCCUAGAUUCCACAAGCGAGGAAACUACAACAUUAAGUCCAAUCACAACUGCGAAAACGACUACUACGUCUUUGCCUGUAGAUGAGCCGAAGAAAUGCUUCAACUGCCGCUAUCACGGUCACUUUCACUUCAAGUCAGAUUCAAUUGCCGAUAAGGUAAAUGAAUACUGCAUGGCCAAUGGUCUUAAGGGUUUCUGUCCCAUCGACACCUGUGUAUGUGGAGACGAUCAAACAUUUGUCGCUGAAUGUGAAGUCCGCGGUGUUUACAGAAGCGUCGUUGGGUAUAAGGAAUGGUGUGAACUCAUGUGUAACCAAGGGAACUGUCAGAGCUACCCAUGUGACUGUCAUAUGGUGUUAUUCCGAAGAUCUGACAAUCAAUUGGCUUAA
Messenger RNA from Ylistrum balloti, 3474 nucleotides. RefSeq names its product mucin-2-like. Lineage: Eukaryota; Metazoa; Mollusca; Bivalvia; Pectinida; Pectinidae. The coding region runs from base 1 to 3474 and encodes 1157 amino acids. The transcript is spliced from 11 exons. The record is from RefSeq and is a predicted model, not a curated record.